CUGCCAGUCCUGACAAAUGUCCCUAGGCAGGAGCUGAUUGGCUCCAUGUGCCUGGGACCAACUUUAAAUUUCAGCAAAGUGGGCACAGCAUCCACGGUCUGCCGCUGGAACCUGCCUCUGAAGGCGAAAGGAGCUGCCCAAGAUGCAAACAGCACUCGUGUGCCUGUGCCUGUGCCUGCUCAGCACGGCUCUCUCAACACCCGUGCCGCCGCCGCCGCUGCCUGGGAGAGCUGCUGGGAACUGCGUGGGACAGCACCGGAUACUGUUGAAAGGCUGCAAUGCCAAGCAUGGCUUCUAUGUUUUCAAAUAUGUCUACUCAUUCUCAACGCGGAGGAACCAGACGCAGAUAAAGAAGGAAGAGGCCGACAGCCAGAGCACUGUCCCCAGUCACCGGCUGGGCAAGGACAAUGCCAGGUGGGGGCUGACAGAGGACGGGGCAGCCCUGGAGCGAGGUGACAAUGGCAGCACCAGUGCAAUGGAGAACGGGACUGGCCUCAAGCCCAAAAACCGCAGUGCCCCAGGCAUUGAUGGGCAUGCUCACAGUCCUCGCCCGGGCACCAGCACACGUGCGCGCAGUGGUGUUGGCAUCGUGAGUACCCCCCUGGCCAGCUCAGAGGGCAGCGGCGACCUGGAUUUGGUGGUUGAAGUCGAUGGUGGUGUUUCCAUUGUCCCCCAGGGCAGACACCCCAAUGAGGCUGUGGUGGGGAACAGGUCCAGUGUCAGGAGUGAGGACAGGGAUGAUGGUGCCCCCGGGGGCGUUCCAGUGGAGUGGGCCACGACAGCCGGGAGGGAGAGGGCCCCUGCCACCGGAGGGGCCGGGGAUGAGGGCAGCGGUGAGGCCACUGUCCCUGGCCAAGGGCAGGAGGGUGUCAUGCAGAGCACAGGGAUGGGAGGCGCCGCUCUUGCCUCUGUCACUGAGAAGAUGGAGGAUGUCCAAGUUGAUGCCGAAGGGGUGGAUGAAUAUGCUUACAUUCCUGACUCGGGCAGCAUCACCGUCACCCAUGGGAAGGUGGGCAGCACAGCGAAGGCCACCAGCCUCUCUCCGGACAAGGACGAUGAGGUCAACAUCUUCAUUGGGAGGGCCAACAUCCACGUGGGGGAGCAAGAAACCACCCAGGCUGGUGCCACUGUUGGCAGCAAGGAUGAUGGCAUCCCCGCUAUGGGAACGAGCAGUCCCCUGCCCAGGCUGGGUGUCACUGCAGCACACGAUGACGAUGACAUCCCUGCUCGCAGGCAACCUAAAGGACUGGUCACCACGGCCACCCCAAGCCGUGGGCACAGCGUCACCACCAGCCCCAGGGUUAGCCAUCCCACAGGAGAGGAUGAGGAUGGUGCCACCACUGUUGGUGAUGGAGAAGGACCAGUGGCCCCCAGCCCCUGGAAGGUCGCUGGUGGUGACGUUACCAUCCCCGUGGGGGUUGGCAUCCAUGGGAACAGUGAUGAUGAGGUGAGAGGUGAGGGGCAGAGGUUCAAGGGGAGGCCGGGCCACCUGGCUGUCACCACCCCCCGCCAGGGAGGUGACAAGGAGGCUACAGGUGCUGUCCCAGCCGAGGGCGCCAGCAUCCGCCUGGGCACUACCAUGGCUUCCCCCAGGGUGAGCGAGGGGGACUGCACCACCGCCCUGGGGAUGGCCAGUGGCCACAAGGCAAGCGAGAGUCCAGUGGCAGGGAGGGGAGGGAGUGGGGAAGUGGGACCAGCCACCCCCCAGCCCCGUGGGGACGGACAGCCCAGAGCAGGGGCGAGGGUCCAGCCAGGGAGAGUGGGGCUGGUCAAGCCACCCCGGACAGACAAAGCACCGUCCCCACGCGGGAAAGCCGGCAGCUGGGCAUCAAGCAGGGCCCAGGCGAAGGCUGGUGGCCAUGGCAGCGAUGCCGGGGGCAGGCCACAUGCCACUGAAGUGGAGGGCAGCCUCCCUCAGCAGGCUGGGCGAGCCAGGGGAAGCAUGGUGGCAAGCGAAGGCCGGGAGCGGGGUCGAGGUGGUGAGGCCAGGGUGGCAGCGGCAGGGGCCAGGGUUGGCCGCCUCCCUGGGCACCAUGGCAGGAGGCCGGGGGCCGGGGCGCUGGGGGCAUUCGCAGCGCUGGGCCACAGCAGGCAGGUGGACCAGGUAAAGCGCGCUGACGAGCUCCACGUCCACGAGCGGGCCUUUUAUGCCCUUGGCGGGGCAGGGGGCAGCCCCCGCGGCCCCUACGCCGGCCUUGUGAGCGCCGACAGCAGCCAGUCCUCUGAGGGGGAGCAGGGCAGCCACAGCGACAGCCGACAGAUGGGACUGCGGUCCUCGGGGUGGUGA
Messenger RNA from Grus americana (Whooping crane), 2287 nucleotides. It is a transcript of the gene MEPE, whose product is annotated as matrix extracellular phosphoglycoprotein. Bases 143 to 2287 code for a protein of 714 amino acids. Gene Ontology annotation, biological process: biomineral tissue development. The record is from RefSeq and is a predicted model, not a curated record. Gene Ontology annotation, cellular component: extracellular matrix. Gene Ontology annotation, molecular function: extracellular matrix protein binding. Lineage: Eukaryota; Metazoa; Chordata; Aves; Gruiformes; Gruidae. The transcript is spliced from 5 exons.